AACCACGUACCAGAGAUGCCCAAGAAGGCCCAAGCCCUUCAAAAAGACAACUUCACACGCAAGCCCACACUGCCAAAUCAGAAGCUAGAGGCCGGGGGAAUCGGGGAGCACGUGCAUCACGCAACACACAUACACACACGUCUUUCGUCAUUUCCGUUCCCGGCUUCCGGCCUUCAGGUAUGCUUCCGGGUUGAGGAGGUCGGCCGCAGCGGCUCCGGCGUCGUUCUCCGCAGGUGCUCGGUCUAUGGAGCUAUUAGUUGCUGGCAGCGGUUGCGGUGGCUGCGGCGGCAUCGCGGAGGCAAGAGGCGGAGCCCGCGUUGGGGCCUUUGCCCCAGCAGAAUGCUACCUGGUUUGGCCGCCGUCCUUGCUCACAGACGCGGCUGGUCCUCCUUGUCCCGGCUCCCACUGAGAUGCCGAGCGGCGCCUAGUAGCCCUUGCGGCGGUGGCGGCGGCCAGGGAUGGCAGAGCUUAGUGACACUUGGAAGUUUCUCAAGCAUUGUCCCAUGUAGUCAUCUACACAUUUACUCACUGAGUCAAGUAAGAACUUAUUCUACCAAUAUUCAGAAAGAAGGACUGGAAGCACAAAAUAUUCAGAUACCAUCAGCUCCAGGAAAACAGAAGGCCAUUCUUGAUGAAACAAAAGUACUUGAUACCAACAUUGGACUCCAAACCCCACUUAUUAAGCAAGAACCUCUCCAAGUAAGAGUUAAAGCAGUUCUUAAGAAGAGGGAAUAUGGAUCAAAAUACACCAAGAAUAAUUUCAUCACUGGAGUCAGAGCAAUAAAUGAAUUCUGUCUUAAAUCCAGUGAUUUAGACCAACUUCGGAAAAUCAGACAAAGAAGUCCCCAUGAAGAUACUGAAUCCUUUACGGUAUUCUUGAGAUCAGAUGUAGAGGCAAAGGCUUUGGAGGUUUGGGGAAGCCCUGAGGCCCUUGCCAGAGAGAGAAAGCUGCGUAAGGAAGCAGAAAGAGAAUAUAGAGAGAAGUUGUUUAAGAAUCAAAAGCUGUUACGAGAGUAUACAGACUUCCUGGGACAUACAAAGCCACGGUCUGGAACAGGAUCAGUGUUUCUUAAAGGACCAGGAAAAGUAGUAAUAGUUGCUGUUUGUAUAAAUGGUUUGAACUUUUUCGUCAAAUUACUUGCUUGGAUUUAUACAGGUUCCGCAAGCAUGUUCUCAGAAGCUGUGCAUUCAUUAUCUGAUACAUGCAACCAGAUUUUAUUAGCAAUUGGCAUCUCUCAGUCUGGACGGAGACCAGACUCUACUCACCCGUACGGUUUCUCAAAUAUGCGCUAUAUUUCCUCAUUAAUUAGUGGCGUUGGUAUUUUUAUGAUGGGUGCAGGACUUUCUUGGUACCAUGGAAUCAUGGGAUUGAUUCAUCCUCAGCCUAUGGAAUCUCUUCUCUGGGCUUACUGUAUUUUAGCGGGAUCAUUGGUGUCUGAAGGAGCAACUCUCCUUGUUGCUGUAAAUGAGCUUCGGCGGAGUGCUCAGGCUAAAGGAUUGACAUUUUACAAGUAUGUAAUGGAAAGUCGAGAUCCCAGUACAAAUGUGGUAUUUUUGGAAGAUUCUGCAGCAGUCUUAGGAGUGAUGCUAGCAGCUACUUGUAUGGGCCUAACUUCUUUAACAGGCAAUCCACUCUAUGACAGCCUGGGUUCUUUAGGUGUGGGAACCUUAUUGGGAAUAAUAUCAACGAUUCUCAUCUACACAAACACAAACGCACUUUUAGGGCGAUCAAUCCAACCUGAACAAGUGCAACGGCUAACUGAACUAUUGGAAAAUGAUCCAUCAGUAAGGGCAGUUCAUGAUGUUAAAGCCACAGACCUGGGACUGGGUAAAGUUAGAUUUAAGGCUGAAGUAGAUUUUGAUGGGAAAGUUGUUACUCGAUCUUACUUGGAAAAGCAAGACUUUGACCAGAUGUUGCAAGAAAUUCAGGAAGUAAAGACUCCUGAGGAAUUAGAAAUCUUUAUGCUUAAGCAUGGUGAAAAUAUUAUUGAUACUUUAGGAGCUGAAGUAGAUCGACUUGAGAUGGAACUGAAGAAACUAAAUCCUGAAAUCCGACAUGUAGAUUUGGAAAUAUUAUAAAUUUGUUGGAACAUCCUUGGUGAACACUUUUGGAAACAGUUUUGUCCAGUACUAAGCAAAACCACAGAGAUAUCAGCACCUUACCUCCUCUACCAGUUUUCCUUACAUGGAAGGAGUCAGCACAAUGCAGAAACUUCUUGGAGGAAGAAUCUAAGGGGAAAUGUGUUAUAUAAGCAGGCAUUCUUAACUGACCAAGAACUAAAACUGCUUAUUGUUUUUGUAUGAGAAAUACUACAAUUUGAGUUAAUUUGAAAAAAAUUAUGUUUUUGUGUUUCAGUAGAUGCAUUUCUUUUCUUUUUUCCCAUGUCCUCCUUUCACUUUGCAUAGUACUUCACAAUCAUGUUUCUUUUCUUUACACUAGUAAGCAUAGAUGGAGUCUGUAGGAUUAUUAUUUAUAAUAUUGAGACCACUAAAUGCUUUACUCCAUUAUAGUUUUCCAAUCCUGUAGUUCCUUCUCUUGGUGAAAUGGUACUCUGUAUGUACUGUUGCCUAUAGAGCUUAGACUCUCAUUUCUAAUUGCUUAGUGAUUUUUUGGCCUGGCCACUAACAAGCAUUUUUAAAUAUUAUAAACUGGAUACGCUGGAUCCAGGGGUAAUGCAGUUACUGGACUGAGUAAAGACAUUCUCAAUGGAUUCCUUGAGAAAUAGUAGAGCCUCUAUUUUUCUGUGUAAUAUUUUUUUCUUCAUUUUUAGUAAUUUUUGUUAAUAUCAGGAAUUAUAACAAAAUCUUGGCUGUUUCCUAGGGACUAUGGACUUGUGGUGGCUUUUUUUUUUCAGUAAUACCACAGUAUGUAUUAGGUAGGAAACAAACUAUAUAUCUAAGUUUUAAUGUUCUGUAAAAUAUUCUAGAAAUAUUUAUAAUUUUACAGACAAAAGACAUUUUUAAUUUAUUCAAGCAGAGGCACAAUUUGUGUAAAUCUGAAUUGUGGAUUAUUUCUUAUUUUAAAGUAAGCCCCUCACAUGUGAUGUAAAACCUAUUAUCCUGAAAAUUGUCAAGAGACUUUCAUAGUAUUGAUUGCAUCAAUUAAGUUACCUGAAUUGUGGGUUUCUAGUAUUUAUCAAAUAGGCAUUCAGCAUUAGAUUGACAGUAGCUGAUAAUUUAAGCAAAAAUAGUUUUCUACUGACUGAAUUGUCAAGGUAAAAAUGGUAUAGAUCACUAAUUGAAAAUUAAAUGAAAGAACUGCAGUUAUGUAUCUGUUCACCAAAACAGCCAACUGCAUAUGAACUUUCGGAUUAUCAGGUAAAAGUGAGUGUUGGUACAUGGAAAGAUAGUGACAAGAUGAAAUUUUAAUAGUGAUUCCAUUGCUAGAUUAGCUGAUGAAAGAAGUGGAAUUCAAAUUUGAAAUAGUCUCCAAAAAUUAUUUGGGUUUAAUUUUGUGAAUUACAGCAAAUUACAAUGCUAGAGACUGGAAUAAUCAGCAUUUGAUCCAGUGGUUUGCAAUGGUGUUUUUUAUCCUAAGAUGUCAUUUACCCAGAAAAUUAUAAGAAUUUAAACUGACCUACAUUUUUGACCAUUACUGAGCAUUGUGCAUGCUAUGAAUUUUAAGUGAAAUGACAUUCCAAAUUUUUUCUAAAGGGGCAUGAAAUUGCACAUAAUGUAUAUAAUUUUAUGCCAUGUACAUAUGGUCUCAGAUUCUUUAACAUCAUUUUUGUUUUUUCAUUCUUUUUUUAAUUUAAUUUUUCUCUGUCCUCUUUUUCUCUCUGCUUCCCACCAGUUAAUUGUUGUCCUGUUUAAGUGCCAUCUGCAAAGAAGCUGGCCAUAAUCCAAAUUCUAUUAUAAUUGUUAAUUUGUAAAAUUUAACAGAGCUAGACAUUAGAAUUAACCCUUUAAAAAUUAGUAAAAGCUCAAGGCUGGCAUAUAAAAGUUACUGAAACAUUUUACAUUCUUUGCAGUUCCUCCUUAAAAAAAAAUGAAGAAAAGUAUGUUUUUGAUUCUUGCUAACUUUAUUUUAAUCUGGUUCUAAUUUUUGUUACACCUCAACAUUUCCUAUGUUGUUAAUAACACAGCCGUCAUUGGAGAAUAUUAAUGAUCAAAGGUUAUGUUACUGCUUUUUCCUUACUUCCUUUUUCUUAUUCUGAUUUUUCAGAAUGUUUUAAAUAACAUUUUAUAUGUAGUAACAAAUUUUAAGUGUUUAGUGAUUUGGAUAUUAGAAUUUAGAACCAGGAAACCUAAAAAUUCAUUCACUAAACUCUAUUAUUUUCCUCUUUAACUUUAAACAGAUUAACAUUAUAUCAUCAGAGAAUUGGAAUUCUUAGAAACUGAGAGGCAUACUAGAUAGGCAAUAGGGAAUUUUUUUGUUCUUACCUUAAUGCGUCUAAAGUUUUAGAUUCCUAUUAACUUAGCAUAUUAAAAAUUUUGGGAAAAUUUUACCUAUGAAAUUAAAGUUGCAAAAUAUGCAUUUGUGGGAGGGGUAUGAAUAAAAUAGUUCUACUGCCUUCAGUGUUAAAGCACCAUUUUUGAUAUAAUAAUAUGCAUGUAUUAGAAACAUGCAUAUUAUUAUAAACUAAUUAGUAUGUGACAUCAGUAAUCUAAAAUGAGAAAUGGGAAUCAUUCAGUUCUGCCUAGAGUUUUGCUUAAUUAUAGAAGCCAAGUUAUUCAAGAGUAAUUGAGUUUUGAGGCAAACUCAGAAAUUUAUUUCCUUAGUUUUUUGAAAUUUAUUUGAAGCAUUAUAAUCAUAUUUCCCAACAAAUUGUGCAAACUAUCUUAAAGAAGAAAAGAUGCUCCUUUACAAGCCUGAUUAGAAUCAAGUAGAACAGUCUUCCAUUGAGCAUUGAAGAGUAGUAAUUGAAGGCAGGACAUUCUAGCUGCAAAGGGUUCUAAUUUAUUCCUGAGUAGUUGAAGCUGGCAUCUGGCAACUAUCAUUAAGAAUGGCAUAGCUUUUCUUAACCCUUGUGAGUUCAUAAGAAGUGAAGUGAUCUUUAAUCAUAAUCUGUAAGAGUACACAUUUUUAUACCAUGGAAAUGACAAACUUAUUUUAAAUGGGUUAUCUGGUCUGAUUUUGAUUAAGAGCCUUAAGACAGGCUUAGCAUCAGAGGCCUAUAGCUGUUAAGCACUAGUCUCUAAUACUCUGGAGAGAGAUAUGGCAUCAGAAUUAUUCAACACAUGCUGACAUUCAGAUCAGAAGCAUUUCCCAACACACAGACACAAAAUAAAACUAACCAAAUAUGACCAAAUAAUCUAAAAUGUUAAAUUAUCACAAUAGAAGGGGUUAUGAAAUGUUAUCUUUACUGAGGUCUUCUCAUAAUUCAGAUAAUGAUCUCUUUCCAUUUUAAGUUUUAUGUGUACUUCAAGGAAAUUGUUAUGAGGUGUUGAAAGUUGGGUACUACAGAAAAUGUGCAAAAAUAUUUAGAAUGCAUAUUUUUGUCCUUAUACAAGAAUCGUGAUGCUGUAUCUUAAAUGUGAUGACAUCCAGUUUGCUAAACUUUCAGAAAUGAAUGAUACUACGAAUUAACGAUGAACUUGAUUUUAAAGGAGUUUCCCAUAGAUUUUUUUUCUUCCUUGUCCUUUUGAAACAAAGCUUUUUUAAAAGGCACUUACAAAAAAGGUGUGUCUAGCAAUCUUUAUUUUUUUUUUACAAGUUUAUUAAUAUCUAAAAUCUGGUUUUGUGGAGAAGAAGGUUUGUAUUUUAUCUGUUUGGUGUUACUGGUACAGUAAGUUGACCAGAUGCUUCCUUUUUUUCUUCAAUAAAUGUCAUAUGCAAAUAAGACCAGUUUAUAUUAUGAUUUGGCAUUGGAGAAACAGUAGAAUAAAUGUUGAACUUUUGUACACAUCA
Molecule: messenger RNA, 5851 nt
Organism: Monodelphis domestica (gray short-tailed opossum)
Lineage: Eukaryota; Metazoa; Chordata; Mammalia; Didelphimorphia; Didelphidae
Gene: SLC30A9
Product: solute carrier family 30 member 9
Biological process (GO): zinc ion transport; transmembrane transport; intracellular zinc ion homeostasis
Cellular component (GO): endoplasmic reticulum; membrane
Molecular function (GO): monoatomic cation transmembrane transporter activity
Source: RefSeq, a predicted model, not a curated record